This is a messenger RNA of Xyrauchen texanus (razorback sucker), 3451 nucleotides long. Its product is annotated as V-set and transmembrane domain-containing protein 4-like. Bases 494 to 1390 code for a protein of 298 amino acids. Lineage: Eukaryota; Metazoa; Chordata; Actinopteri; Cypriniformes; Catostomidae. The transcript has 8 exons. The record is from RefSeq and is a predicted model, not a curated record.
GUGCGAUUCAUCGAGGUGAGAACCGAAAAGCCUCAAUAACCGUCAAAACGCCAAACUGAAAGUAAACGCAUGAAACGAACGAGCUGUUGGUGGUUAGACGAAGGGAAAUACUAAAGAAAAAGUAAGGUGUUGUUUGCACUUACCUGGGAGGCGGUGACGAAAUCGACAGCGGGUAAAACGCUGUAUCUCUGCUGGAGCGGUUGCUGGUGAGAAAAAAAACGCUCUCCAUAACGAUGUUUUCAGCGCGGAGCGUGUAAAAUUAUCCCCAAGCGAGCUGUGAUAAGGGCCGUCUGGAUCCUGGUUUGUUCCCUCUACCAUCCAACAGAGUUUCACCAUUGCUAAAGGCUACGGCGUGGCUGGAAUUGCGGCUGGUUAACCAAACACACACACAAAUUCACCUCUGCACUUUAUACAUCCGGGUAUUCCGGUUCCCCACAAACUAAACUAGCUGUGUGAUGCUUUAAACGUGACCGUCACCCCUGGGCCAGUCAGCAUGUGUAUGGUAGGAGACAACAUCACUUUGUCCUGCUUGGUGUCGCAGAAGAAGAGGAGCAGCAGUGUUCUGGUGCUCCGCUGGCUCUUUUUACCAAACCAUGUAGACGAGCACCUCGUUGUCAGGAUGGGCAUGAAGAAAGCCAAGUAUUACAGCAACUACAGCAAGAACUUUUCCCAAACCAAGUUCCUCCUCUGGGAGGAAAUGGAUGGACAGAUCUACCGUCUGCUGAUCCUCAAUGUGUCUGCAGAGGAUGGGGGCAACUAUACCUGUAAAGCGCAGGAAAUACGAAAGCACAGAAACAAGUGGAGGGCCUCGGCGAAUGGAACAGGGAGCAUGGAAUUACGAGUACAUCAUAUAUCAGUCACAGGAAAAACUGAUGACAUAUGGCACAUGUUUGAAGAUUUAUACCUCUAUGCUGUGCUCAUCUGCUCCAUUGGGCUAGUCUGUAUGCUUGUCUUUGCCAUGACUAUCACAUGUCAGCACCUACUGCACAAACGAAGAUUACGAGCCAGUUAUAACCUGGUGAAGUGCCCAGAAAACAGCUCAGGAGAAACCGUAACCAGUGUGUCCAGCUCCUCUUCAGGAAUGCACAGAAAGGAUAAAAGACACAAACCACAGUUCAGAGAGAUCACUGAACUACAGCCACCACCACAGAUACCAGCUAAAGUACCUGUACCAGGGAAACCACGCAGAAGCAAACAUUUAAAGGCACAACCUACAAAGACACAAAUGCAAAGGGUGGCAGAGGACAGACUGACAUACGCAGAGCUGGAGCUGUUUAAACCAAAGCCUGAGCUGAAAACAGAGUCUGCUGGAUGUGCACAGCUUGAGUCCCAAACACACUGCAUGGGAACUGUAUAUGCCCAAAUACUCUUUGUCGAGAAGCAAGUAUAAAUAUGUAUUUUAAGAGUUAAGACUGUUCUUUGGUGACGUCAAGUGAUGUCAUUGUUCCAUGAACAUUUCCUGCUUGUCAAAACAGAGACUAAUUAGCAGAGACAGGCCACUUAUAUUAAAAUUAAUGGGAGAAAUUGGAAUGCCCAACAGCAGCCAACGAUCAAUGGAUGUAGAAAGGAAGUCCCACCUUAGAGGUAAAAUAGCCAAUCACCUUUUAGAUACAGAAAUCGCCUGUCAAUCAACGCGAGAACGCACAUGCACAUUAGCUAUACAAGAUGGUGUAAAUAAUUUUUUUUGUGCAUAAUCUGAGUUAAAGACGCAGAAUUUAUUAUACCAGUUGUGACGGAAUCUCACGCCCCUCCCGUGGAUCAUCGUCAGCCACAGUGACUUUUUCCCAUUUGGUGGCACAUGACGGGGUCACCUGAACGCAGCGAAGAGCCUCAGAGAGCAUGCCUCUCAUCGGGAGACUGGUCUCUACCUGCUGGAAUCUUCGCAGGUCCAGGAACGGAGCAGGGAGUGUCCAGUACGAGUUAGCUGCGACGGGCCAGGAUGCUGGGCCGCUACUCCUCUCAAGUGCCAGGGCCCAGGGAAGCCGGGCCACUCGAGUGAAGCCGCCACCCCACACACCUCGGACCAAGGAGGACCAGGAUCCCACCCACUAUCACCUGGAACAUUCCCUGUCUUCAUUACUCUUCCUUCACAUAGCCCAUUCCACUUUGAAGGCAUUUUAAAUAAAUGCCUCUCUGAGGCCUGAUGCCGCACCCACUGUGUCCUUCUCUUGCUAACCCCGCCACACAGUGUUGUCAGAUUUUACUUCUUAUUUGAAAUAUGUUCUUUUAUCGUAAUCUUGAGAUUUCGGGAUUUAAGUAGAUAGGAGCUGCAAUUUCAUGGUGCUUGUUUACAUAGAAAAAUAGCUGCCCACCAUGCCCAAGAGCGUUCCAAAGACUGCCAAUGAGUGGAUUGACUUACCUUGUGUAAAGGUAUCAAUGGAAAGGAGGAGGCGAGAACCGGCUUUUCAAUAUAAAUAAUAGUUUAAUGAUAAACUUAAAAGAAGACACAAACACACACGACGGACAUGUCCGUUAACGAUCUCUCUCUCCCGCAUGAUCCCCUGCAGUCGACCUUUAUACCUCAGAGGCUUGAUUAGCCUAAUACGGGACCGGGUGUUUAGGAUCACGACCUGGCCCCGUCCUCCACCCUGCCACACCUUGAAAAAGAGACUUUGUUGAAAGGAUCCGGAAAUGCGUUUGGACUGUUCUAAUUCCUUUAUUUUGUUUUACAUUCUUGAAAUGGUCUAUAAUAUUAUUACUAGUAUAAAGUCUGUUAUACAAUAAUAGCAUCUACCAUGGGCUUCAAAAGUUUACAGUGGGGUUCAACAUUUUUAUGUAAAAUGAAUGAGAAAUAUGUAAGAUUCUGCACUAUUUUUAGGGUUAGGGUUAUCAAAUAAGCAAAUAUGUGACAUUAACCAUGUUUCCUUCUUCAAAUGAAGCACACAAGAUGCUCUUUGGAACAUUCUCAAAUCAUGCUGGGAUAUCUGUUUUUCCACAAACAUGUGAAGUCUAUGUCAGCUCAAGUGCAUGAUAUCAUUAAAGCAAAAUGGCGAAAUACCAAAUACUAAGAAAUGUUAGGUUUUCACUUACAUUGUUACGCUGACAAUACAUUUUGUAAAUGAAAAGAAAUGUGAAUAAGAAAAAUGUAAAUUAGAAUCACUUUUCACUAGUGGGCUUUUUAGACUUAUGAAACCCACUGUAUUUGGGCACAUCUAUAAUUGUACCUAUAAAUUUGAGAUCUUCCUUUCCUUAACGACUGAGGGUUGCAUUACUGCUGGAUUUAACCCUAAACGGGCAUAAUUUGUAAACAAAAUAUGCAAUUUUGAAAAGUAUGCAACAAUUGUAUUUUUUGCUAGGUUGAAAUAAAGAUGACUCCUGUUGAGGACGAUAUGAGCAAAGGAGUGCAGUGAUUAAUGUCAGCAUUUAUGGGCAGUCAUUAUAACUACACUGCAGCACAUUGAAAAAUAUUUAACUCUUGAAGACCAAAGCAUUAUUAUUGAUGAAGAAAAAU